This is a messenger RNA of Acanthosepion pharaonis, 864 nucleotides long. Lineage: Eukaryota; Metazoa; Mollusca; Cephalopoda; Sepiida; Sepiidae. The record is from the annotation of a GenBank genome assembly.
AUGAUUUUUUUCCUUAGUUUCUACUUUUUUUUAUUUCUUUUUAUCUUUGUUUUGCUGUUUGUUUGUUUUUUAAUCUUUUUCUCCCUGUCGUCUUUCAGCCUCCAUUUUCUCAUUUUUCAUAAUGUCUCCCGUUUUGGUUUUUGUUUUUUAAUCUUUUCUUUCUUUCUUUCUUUCUUUCUUUCUUUCUUUCUUUCUUUCUUUCUUUCUUUCGCAGGAUUUCACCAUUCUUUACUCUUAGACGUUUUCAUCUUUCUUCCCCCCCCAACUUCAUUCGCAUUUCCUUUCACUUUCUUUUCCGAUAACCCAUCUUUUCGAUUCAUUCCUUCUUUCUUUCUUUCUCAUCUUUUUCAUCCUUUUUGUUCUCCCUACAAAUUCAUGUUUCUUCUUGCUCUUUUGAAUCUUUAUUUCCCCUACAUUUUCAUUUUUUUCUUUCUUUCUUUCUUUCUUUCUUUCUUUUCUUAUCAUAUGAAUGUUUCUUUCCCAAAAUGUUAUCUUUUUUCUUUUCUUCACACUUUUUCAUCUUAUUUUCUAUCGUUUUCGAUUCUUUUUUUUUCUUUUUCAUCUUAUUCAAACUUAAUUCUUUCCCCUUUGACCCCCAUCUAUCUAUCUAUUAUUUCUUUCUUUCUUACUUUCUUCAACGUUUCAUUCUUUCUUUCUUUCUUUCUUUCUUUCUUUCUUUCUUUCUUUCUUUCAGCUUCAAAUAUUAAUUUUUCUUCACUUUCUUUAAACGUUUCUUUCUUUGAAUUUGAAUCUAUCUAUCUAUCUAUCUAUCUAUCUAUCUAUCUAUCAAAUUUUUAUCUUUCUUUCGUUGUUUCUUUCGUUCAUUCUUUCUUUCUUUUUUUAUUUUUUUUCUUCUUUCUUUAA